Penicillium daleae is the source of this 660-nucleotide messenger RNA. RefSeq names its product glutathione S-transferase family protein. The coding region runs from base 1 to 660 and encodes 219 amino acids. The transcript has 4 exons. NCBI's taxonomy places the organism in Eukaryota, Fungi, Ascomycota, Eurotiomycetes, Eurotiales, Aspergillaceae. Gene Ontology annotation, molecular function: glutathione transferase activity; glutathione binding. The record is from RefSeq and is a predicted model, not a curated record. Gene Ontology annotation, cellular component: cytoplasm.
AUGGUGCUUCAACUUGUCGGCGCUCCUACAUCAUGGAAUACCCUACGUGCACGUCAUGUUCUCUUUGAGAAGGGGCUUUACGAUAUUGAAUUAGUUUAUCUGGACCUCGCAAAUGGGGACCACAAGAAACCCGCACAUGUGGCCAAGAAUCCGUAUGCCAAAGUCCCGGUACUAAUUGACGGAGAUUUUACAAUAUUUGAAUCCCGUGCCAUCGCUCGCUACGUGGCUUCUAAGUAUGGUGAUUCCACAUCCCUGGUUCCCAGUCCGACAGAUUUUGAGGGAAUUGGUCUCUUUGAGCAAGCCGCAUCAGUGGAACUAACACACUUCGAUCGUAUUGCUGAGCCAUUUGUACUCAAGCAUGUCAUUGCUAAAUUUCGAGGCACACCUGUUUCUGAAGACGAAACCUCGAGCGGUUUGGCAGACCUGGCACCAAAACUCGACACCCUUAAUGACAUACUGACAGCACAGAUCUAUAUGUCUGGGGGCCAGUUCUCAUUGGUCGAUGCCUUUUAUAUGCCUCUUGUGCAUUUGCUUGUGGGUUUAGGGUUCCGGAAGCUGAUCUUUGAGAGACCCCAUCUGAAGCGGUGGUGGGAAACUGUCUCUCAGCGAGAGGCAUGGAGAAAAGCUGUCCAACCAUUUAACACAGUGUAUGGGUUUUAG